AUGUUCUCCCAAGUCGCCCGCCGCUCCGCCCUCGUCGCCCGUGCUGCGACCGCUUCCACUCGACGGGUCGUGCCGUCGGCUGCUCGGUCAGUCUGCCCCUCCUCGCCCCCCGGCUUUCACGCUCGAGUGGUCCAUCGUCGGCACUUGACGAUCGUAGCGCGUGGACGCCUUUUCACACGAAUCUACGCUGAUACCCCCGCUCUCACACGUCUAUGCAGUGGUUUUGCUACCGAGCCUGAGCUGCCCGCGCUGUCGUCAUUGUACAAGCUCACCGAUGAGGAGGAGAUGCUCCGUGAUGCCGGUCAGUCGACAGUCGACGGAGGCCACCGCGCGCGCACCCCACACUCCUCCUUGCCGUCGGGUGCGGAGAGCGGGCCGUCGCGAUGGCGUACGACCGCAUCUCGGAUCAAGCAACACGUGAACUGAAACCUCUAGUGUUCGAUACACAGUCCGCAAAUUCGCCGAAGAGGUCGUUGCACCCAAGGUCGAGGCGAUGGACGAGGCCGAGAAGAUGGACCCGGCCAUCAUCAAGGGUCUCUUCGACCAGGGCGUCAGUCCAUGAUUCAUAACAUGCCUUGGCGCAGGAUCGUACUCACCUUGCUUGUUCACCUAAACCGACAGCUUAUGGCCAUCGAAACCGACCCUGAACUCGGAGGUGCCGGCGCAUCCUUCACUUCGGCCAUUUUGGUGAUCGAAGAACUCGCCAAGGUCGAUCCUUCGGUCUCGGUCUUGUGCGAUGUCCACAACACGCUCGUCAACACGAUCCUUCGCCAUUACGCCACCCCUGAGCUGCGCGAAAAGUACAUGCCCCAACUUUCGGCCGACAAGCUCGGCUCGUUCUGUCUUUCGGAACCCAAUUCGGGCUCGGAUGCGUUCGCGCUCAAGACCACCGCCACCAAGAGUGCGGAUGGGUCUCACUACGUUAUCAACGGAUCAAAGUCAUGGAUCACCAACUCGGCCGAGGCGGGCCUCUUCCUUGUCAGUUCCAAAUGGCUCCAGCCGGUGGUUAAAAACUCUUAAGGGCACUCACUGACCCGAACCGCUUGAUCGUACGCACACACUCUCAGGUCUUUGCCACUUCUGACGCUAGCAAGGGUUACAAGGGUAUUUCAUGCUUCCUCGUCGAAAAGGAGAUGGGUGUUGAGAUCGCCAAGAAGGAGAAGAAGCUCGGUAUUCGCGCUUCAUCGACCUGCACGCUCAACUUUGACAAUGUUAAGGUGCCCGCCGCCAACUUGAUCGGCGAGGAGGGCAAAGGUUACAAGAUUGCGAUCGAGAUCUUGAACGAAGGACGAGUCGGGAUCGCGGGACAGAUGGUUGGACUUGCACAGGGUGCUUUCAACAAGGCCGUGCCGUACACGUUCCAGCGCCAGCAGUUUGGUCAAGCCGUCGGCUCGUUCCAAGGCAUGCAAAUGCAGUUUGCCGAGAUCGCGACCGAAAUCGAAGCCGCACGUUUGUUGACUUACAACGCCGCAAGGCUGAAGGAGGAGGGACAACCGUUCACCAAACAGGCUGCCAUGGCCAAGUGGUACGCUUCCGUCGUGGCGCAAAAGGCAUCCGGUGCGGCUAUCGAAUGGGCCGGUGGUGUCGGGUUCACUCGUGAGUUUCGCUCGCUGCUGCAUGGGUCGAGACUGGGGGAUGGGACCUUACUGAAUCUUUCGCAUUCAUUUCUGCAGGUGAGGUCGGUAUUGAAAAGUUCUGGCGGGAUUCCAAGAUCGGUGCCAUCUACGAAGGCACCUCCAACAUCCAACUCCUUACGAUCGGUGAGUUGGGCGAUAAGCGUUAA
Microbotryum saponariae is the source of this 1783-nucleotide messenger RNA. Lineage: Eukaryota; Fungi; Basidiomycota; Microbotryomycetes; Microbotryales; Microbotryaceae. The record is from the annotation of a GenBank genome assembly.